AUGUACCAGCAACGACAGAGAAUAGUAUCUCAACCACCACGCCAACGUCUGCCUCACCAACCUCCAAUGGGACACCCCCAAGGUAAUCCCAUGGGUUAUUCGGGCCAGAUGCCACAACAUCAUCCAUCUGCGGUUCACCAUGUACCAAAACAAUCGCAACAACAACCAAUGUAUGCCGACAAUCAAUAUAUACAGCCUCCUAUUCAAAGACAAGCACCACUCCAUCAGCAACAACCUCCAUCUCAUGUGGUAGUAAAUGCUAGCAGAAACAAUAGUAUGAGAAGUGAUGGUCGUUCUCCAAUUCGAAUUUCUCAACUGCCACUACCACAGCCCUCGCAGCAGCAGCCAUCCCCUUUUUUCAAUUCUCAACAACCUCCUGUAAAAGUAGUCCAUAAUCAGCCAAGCAGAUCAGUAUCAAUGUAUAAUUUACAUAACAAUGCUUAUCUGCCGCCACAGACUCAGCAUCUGCCUUCUCCAGUAGCUAAUAGCCAAAGACAAUCUCCCAUGUAUGCUGUUGGUCCCAGCGUAGCACCUACCAGGACAGUAAGGAAGUUUGUACCAGGGGGAGCAAAAGGAUUGAAGCAGGUAGAAAUACCUAUGUAUACUGCUCCAAUUCAAGAGGGCUUGUAUUAUAAGGAUGAGCCAGUUGAACAACGGACUUACCCUCGUGUCGUAAGACGUACCGUACAGAGACCGGUUUCAAUGGAUAAUCAUCAACCAGGACAAUCAAGUAGAAUGACUAGGUCUGUUUCAUCAAGUAAUUUUCCAAACCAACCCAUCGUUACUUCAAUUAGGCCAAGCAAUUCAUUGCAAGGUGAUUUAUAUUCUUAUACAAAAAACUAUCACCCUACAGCUUCUAAUAGAGAAAAAUUUUCUAAUAGGAACGAUUCAAUGACUUCUUCUAAUUCUUCAAGACCAUCUUUUAUUUUCAACCAAAAACAGUAUGAUAAUAACGGAACUCAUCCAGUAAGACAGCUACACUCAUCAACUAAAAGACACUCUAAUAACACUAGAUCACCGAUGUUGACUGAAGAAACUGAUCAAGAUUUAUUAGGUGAUGAUAAAUUUAUGGAUUUUAAUACUAAUGACUCAGAUAUUAAAACUUCUUUGGACCCAAUCCCUAAUUCAUCCACCUAUAAUAGAAAAUAUAGAUCAUUUUUAAUACCAGAGGAAGAGGAAGAAGAAUUAAAACAAAAUAAAGAUAUACCCUCUCAAAGGAAACAAAAAAUAGAUGAAGAUGAUGACUCAAGUCCAACAAAACCCAUUAAGCCAGAUAAUGAAAUGCUAGAUUUAUUAUCAAAUACUUUUAAUUUACAAUCUUUUAUGAAUGAUAAUACCGCUAGUUCUUCAAAAGAUACUCCCAAUAAAUCCCCUUCACCAAAAAAUGAAAUUGAUUCAGAAUUGAAAGAACGCAUUAAUAAAAAACUAGAUUCAACACUGAAUAAUGAUAGCUUACAUGACGAUCUUUUAAAUUCAAAUAUUUUUAACUUUAAUUUCGAUUCAACACCAAUUAAAUCACCAAAUAAUAAACAGAAAAACUUUGAAACAUAUUCAACUGUUGGCUAUACUUUUGAAGAUACUAAUUCAGUUUAUUCAAGUAGAUUACCAAAACAUCCUGAAUUAGAGAAGAAUCAUUUCAUUAAUUAUCCUGAAGAAGAGGUAGAAGGAGAAGAAUAUUAUCCAGCUAGAUUUACCAAUGAAAAACCUUUAAAUAUUCGUCCGCCAAGAAUUAAUAAUUAUAACCAAUACAAUACAGACAAGAGAUACCAUGAUCCAACAAUGAUUGAAGAUGCUAUUGAAAGCGGUGAGGAUACUGAAGAUACAGAUACACUAUCAAUGUAUAGUGCAAGAAGUGGUAGAUCUACAAAAAGCAACCACCAAAUUUCAAGAAGAUUGAAGAAACCAUCUUCUUCAUCUCGUUUAACAAGAAUAUCAAGUACUUCAGGGCUAAAUACUAAGAAAAAGAAAAGCACGCCCCAUCUGAAGAGUAAAAAAAGUGAUUCUCAUUUAAAAACGAAAAAGAGUGAGGCUCAUUUGAAGACUAAAAAAAGUGAUUCUGGUUUAAGAACUAAAAAAAGCGAUUCCCAUUUGAAGACUAAAAAAAUUGAUUCUCAUUUGAAGACUAAAAAAAGCGAUUCCCAUUUGAAGACUAAAAAAAGUGAUUCUCAUUUGAAGACUAAAAAAAGUGAUUCUCAUUUGAAGACUAAAAAGAGUAAUUCUCAUUUGAGGACUAAAAAGAGCACCUCUUCUUUAAAGCCUAAGAAAAAGAAAAAACAUCAUAAACACUCUACUACUCCAUCUUCAUCAAAUAUUGUGUAUUACGAAGAAGAUGAAGAUGAUCUUAUUGCAAAGGGUGAUAGAAGAGAUAUUAAUGAUAAACAAAGUGAUGUUAAUGACAUUGACCAAUUCCUGGAUACUUUAGAUUACCCUUCAGAAAGUGAUAAUGAUUCAAUUACUUCUGAGAUUUAUUCAGAUACCGAGGCAGAUUCGAGAAUGAAUUCAAAUUCUUCAAGAAAGACUAACGUUAAUAAGAAGAAUGUUAAUUCCACGGUCUCUUCAAGAAAAGAGUUCCAGAAUUAUCAAGAACCAAAAUCUACAAGUAAAAGAGAAUUACUUGCUGUUAAAAAGCAAAAAUCUCAUCAUCAACGCCAUCAUAGCACCAAUCUGUCGUCAUCUGAAUAUAACAAUGAAAAUAAUGAAACUACAAUAAUAUCUGCCACACUCACUCCGCGUAGCUUUCGUCGUCCUGCUGGAAAGACGGUGGUUUCCAAAAAAGUAAAAGAUCCAAAUCGUAGCUAUUCGCUGACUUCUACCACCUCUCACCAUACGAAAAAAUUAAAUAAUGAAUACAAUGAUGUUUCUCCAAUUAUUAUUCCAGAUAUUGAUCUAUCAGAGGAAUAUGAUGAACUAUAUAACAAUCCAGUCAACACUUUUAUGAACACGAAAGAAAAUUCCACAUCAACAAAUACGUUUCCCAAUAAUAAUAAUAAUAAAAGCAAUAUAAAGCAAAGACAUGAGUCAAGAAAAUUAGUAACUGAAAGACAAAUGUUGCAGAACCACAGCAUUAACCAAAGCCUUGACCAAAACCAGGUUUCAAAUAAGGGCCAAGACUUUGAUGAAUCACAGCUUCUCGAUGAUUCUCUGGUAAGCAAUAAAGAUAAUGGAUACACGAAUGAGAGCAGAUUUAUUACAGAACAACCAACAACCAAGAAAAAUAUUACUAGAAAUAAUACUCAGUUAUACUCUCCAUAUCACGCACAAGCACAAAUGAAAUCAGAAUCUCAAUAUCAACAGCAGACACAAGGUGAAAUACAACAAAUUCAGAUGGAUCAACAAUUGCAACAACAGCAAUUUUCCUCUCCAAAUCAUAAAUUACAAUAUCCAGUCAAAUCUGCAUUAAAGAAAACAGUUCCUAAUGUGACUGAUAGUUUGGGAGAUAUGAAUCCUGAAAAUGAUUCUGGCUUGAUGAAACACAAAAAAAAUCCAAACAUCAUUGUUAAUACAAAUAAUCAAGCCUUCAUUAAAUUAAGCACUGCUGAAAAUACAAGACUAAAUGCACAAUUAAGUAAGGAUUCCAUCAAACGUAGAUCUAACGCUUUAGGAAGCAAAAGUAGAAAUGGAAACAAUUCUAGAGACUUAAAUAAGAAACCAUCAGUGUCGAACAUGAGAAAAAGCGUAUCAAAUUCUAAUUUGAACGCCCAAAUUAGCCCUAAUAGAAAAUAUAAUGUUUUAAAUUCCCAACAAAAGAAUAACUCACUGACUUCAAAUUCAAAUGGAUUUAAAGUGAAGACUUUAAGGGAUGAAAAUUUUGGAAUUUCAUCUAAUGGAAAUAACUAUCGUGAAAAUGAUAUGGAGUCUAUUAGGAGUGGGUGGACAUCUAGGUUUGGUGAUUCUGAUUCUGAAGAAGAAUUUGAAAAUGUUGAUUUCAGUAUUGGUAAUGAUACACAAAAAUCUUCAACUCCGAAGUUAAAUAAGCCUAGAAGUACUAAUAAUAAUAAUAAUUCAAAUGGCGGUGGUUUUGGAUUUAACAAGCAAAUUAACAAUACUAAAUCACCUCGCAGAAUCACUUUGAGAGAUGAGGCUUUAGUUGGAGGUAGUAAUAACAAUACUACUAGUCCAAAUAGAGUGGGUGGCGGUGAACAUAGACUAGGCCAAAAUAGAUUCUAUGACAGCGAUGACGGCAGUAAGCCAAAUGGGUUUGGAAAUAAAUUAAAGAAAUUAUUUGGCCGCAAGAAAUAA
Messenger RNA from Henningerozyma blattae CBS 6284, 4239 nucleotides. RefSeq names its product Seg1p (gene SEG1). NCBI's taxonomy places the organism in Eukaryota, Fungi, Ascomycota, Saccharomycetes, Saccharomycetales, Saccharomycetaceae. The transcript has a single exon. The record is from RefSeq and is a predicted model, not a curated record. The coding region runs from base 1 to 4239 and encodes 1412 amino acids.